AUGAUGCCCGGACGCGGCAGCCGAGAAUCAACACCAGCCCACAAGGGACUUUUGAGGGACGAAACACUUGUCCUCCGGCACUUCCUUGGAUACGACGACAUUGAUUCACCAUCAAGUCUUCUACCAAAAGGCCUUGGCAAUAAGCUACAGCGAUCUCCCUUGCGCGAUGUUCUCUUCGUCGGGCUCGACAUUGACACAUUUCAAGGAUACGAGCGCCUCAUCGCCGACCAGCAAUUACACAUCGGGGUCUCAAUACUAGACGCGAGAAUCCUGGAAGAUAUGCUCCUGGAACCAACCACGGCACAAUAUCAAGACGCCAUAACAUCAUACCAAUUCACGGUAGGAGAGUCGGCUUACUGCAAAAGGGCAUCGAAGAAAUUUCUCUUCGGCUCCUCACAGCCCAUCGCCAUCGCCGAACUCGGACCGAGAAUAAAUGACCUGCUAUCGCAACGAGACUUUAUCCUCGUUCUCCACGGCACGAACUCGGACUUGAAGAUCCUCCGACACCUCGAGAUCGAUAUCCCGGACCGGUCACUCUACGUCGUCGACACCAACAAGGCGGCGCAGUAUCCCCUCCAGCUAUGGUACCGAUACGGCUUGGAGAAGUUGCUCGAGACCUUGCACAUACCCUUUGCGAAUCUGCACGCUGCUGGGAACGAUGCGCACUACUGUCUGCGGGCUUUGCUCAUGAUAGCGGUAACCGAUGCUGAGCGCCGUCUGUCAGGACAUUCCGCGAGCGCGAUCGCAUUUCUUCAACUCGGCGUCAGCCUAGCCAAACUCGUUCAGCUGUGGCGCGAGCUCGAUGACGUACCGGAUGAUCUCCAAGACGCUCUAGAGCAGCUCGAACUCCUUCAGCCGAUGCUGAAUUACAUCAAAUGCGAGUUCGAGCAGCGUCCACAGCUAGCCGCCCUCCCGUCGGCGAAGCAAUGCGUCAAAUACGCCAUCACGGCGAGUCAAAACGUCAAAACUCUUGCAAAGAAGUUCCAAGACGAUAUAAAGAGCAAGAAAGGACGGCUGGGGAAGAAGUUCGGGAUGCUGAAAGUAGCGUUCAGAGAGGAUGAGGUGGUCAAGUUGCAAAAGCGGCUCGAUCGGGCGCUGAAGGUGUUGGGCUUGUGUGUUGAUUGCUACCGGCUGGCCGUCGAUCAGACGUCCGACGAUCGCAUUAUCAAAGAUACGUCGUCGAUGGUCCUGAGCCGAACGCAGACGCUUGUCGAGGCAUCCGAGGACCGAAUCGUUCGAAGGGUCACGCUCGAGUUGACUUCGCAGUUCGGAAAGAAUGAAGAAAACGCCACUUUCAAGAAACCAGUGGACAAGAAAGAGUCUGCGAAGGAAGGCGUCUAUACGGUGGUAAAAUCUCAUCACUGCGGCGUGAAACUGGCCUCAUAUACUCCAUCGGCCCUUGGGAAGAUCUUGUUCAACUCGUCGAGGAGCGCGGGGUACUGGCAAAUGUUCCUACAGGCGCCUAGCUGGAUGUCACGGGACGCUUGGUCAUGGGAGUUUAUGGCCCAGCGCGCUGUUGCUGGUUGGACUUUCGCUUUGAGGUCGUACAGCAUCCGGCCAGAAGACUCCCAGAUAUUCAAGGUGGUUCGGGACGGCGAAGUCUCCGAGAUGUUGUCGCUUUUUAGGUCUGGAGAGGCCUCACCGUACGAUAGAGAUAGUAAGGGCGCGUCACUGCUGCAUUAUGCCACCGAAAGCUGGCAGAUCGACACGUCUCGGACGUUGCUGGAGUUGGGCUUAACAGAUAGCAUGGAUGAACACCAUCCCGGGAGGGAAAGGAGUCCUCUCGACGAGCUGGUUUUCUCCCACGCCGACAAAAGCUCCUAUGAUAAGGAUCACCGCCUUCUCGACCUCUUUCUCGAGUACCGCUCCAGUAUCGAUUCGAUCGAAAUACCAAAACUUUUUGAUUACCUCGGAGACUGGUCCAUAGAUGACGACUGCCUUCGAGCCUUUCAGGGCUGGUUCAUGCCGGAAUACCACGGCCUUCCGCUGCGAGUCCGCGCCGAGGCAGUCCGCAGGGCCUGCUUCUCCGAAGUGCAAUCCUCCAAUACCGUGCGGUUCCUUCUCGACAGUAAUACGAAGCAGGGCAUCUCGAGGGGGGUUAUCGACUCAUCGGCGAAGUCUGGACUUUCGAUCGUGCACUCCGUCGCCCUGGCGCUCGGUCGGAGGUGUGCUUUGGAUGUAUUGCCAAGUUACCAGAAGUCCAGCAUCUGGGGACGUCUCUUCAACAUGAAUUGGGAGUAUCUAAUAGGCUCAGUCGUCAUGGCGACGUCCGAGAAAGUGCUGCACGGGGUCGAGACGGUUGAGCCGUGCUACGAUUUCGAUGUCGCGCCGUGGCGUGGCUCGCCGCUGAUUUCGGUCGUUGGUGGCACGUUGUGCCAGAUGCGGUCGUCAGCCAGAUCGGUACACAAUCAUCUAGACUUGGUACUUCAAGGGACUCUGAGAAGUUGGCUGAGCGAGCUUAACGAGUGCGGCAUCGACCUACUCAAGUACGGGAUGAGAGAGAAGGAGGUGUUUGCGUCGAGUCAGGGAACAUUCGACGCCGAUUCUGUGGCGAGACAUCAGCGGUGGAUGAAAAAUGAGUGGUGCAGGCCAGAAUUGAGGUCGGUGUCUAUCCGUCUAACGGCUUUGACUUACGGCUCCGAAAUUACGGACUGGAGAGUGUGGUGGGCUCCGGAGUACGAAGUCUUGGCCGCGGAGUUCUGGGAAGCGGUGGACAAUCCGCCUGAAAUCAUGCCGGGCAGCUGGCUUGAUUGA
Messenger RNA from Colletotrichum karsti, 2754 nucleotides. RefSeq lists its product as uncharacterized. Gene Ontology annotation, cellular component: nucleus. Gene Ontology annotation, molecular function: nucleic acid binding. Bases 1 to 2754 code for a protein of 917 amino acids. The transcript is spliced from 5 exons. Lineage: Eukaryota; Fungi; Ascomycota; Sordariomycetes; Glomerellales; Glomerellaceae. The record is from RefSeq and is a predicted model, not a curated record.